Fimicolochytrium jonesii is the source of this 2211-nucleotide messenger RNA. Its product is annotated as pseudouridine synthase. Gene Ontology annotation, cellular component: nucleus. The record is from RefSeq and is a predicted model, not a curated record. NCBI's taxonomy places the organism in Eukaryota, Fungi, Chytridiomycota, Chytridiomycetes, Spizellomycetales, Powellomycetaceae. The transcript has 7 exons. Bases 1 to 2211 code for a protein of 736 amino acids. Gene Ontology annotation, biological process: pseudouridine synthesis. Gene Ontology annotation, molecular function: pseudouridine synthase activity; RNA binding.
AUGGCCAGCAGCAGCAGCAUACCACAGAAAAGGGAUCUGGAGCUCUCUCCCGAAGAAGCGUCGCUGUCUACGUCGCCGAAACGAGUGAAAGACGAGGAGAACGGCCCCAGUACGGAUGUGAAGCCGAAGACCGAGAGCUAUGCGACGGAUAAGGCAUUUUUUCUGGAAGCCGAUAUGGGCAUAACGGCCUACAUGGCGCCGGACAUUCCUGGGUUUGAGGGGCUUUUGAAGACACGGUUCUCCGAUUUCCAGGUCAACGAAGUACUCGCGGACGGAACCAUCUGCCACUUGGAGUCGACUGCCGCACCAGCCGUUCCGGAAGAGGAGGCCGUCGAAGCAGUUGAACCGAAUGAGGACGUGGGAUACACAGAAAUCGCCGAGUUAGUCAACGACGAAGCGUUCAUGUCGAACCUGCGCGCAAUGGUCGAAGCCGUCAACGUCAGCCGAGUGCGACCCAACACCCACCCCGAAACAGACGCCACAUUAACCCCAUCAACCGACCCCGAACCCAAACCAGAGCCCGUCCCGCUCCCAGACCCCAUAAGCACGAUCGUCGCCGAAAAGUCCGCACGGACAAAGCUGCACAAGCUCAUCGAAGUGCAUUUCGGCAGCAAGUUGGACAGCCAAGGCGCCGAAGGCGGCGGGCUAUUCGUCCGGCCCAAAACCAAUCAGAAGCGUGGGGACCGCAAUGCCCGCGGUGGAGGCCGAGGCCCGCAGCAGAAGAACUCAUGGGGCCCGCGGCGGAACAACAAGAAGGAGUGGGAGCUGUGGGGUGGGGAGUAUACCGAGUUUACGCUGUAUAAGGAGAACAUGGACACGAUGAAUGCGAUUUCGAAGAUUGCGGCGUAUCUGCGAAUGACGGGCAAGAGCUUCUCCUAUGCGGGAACAAAGGACAAGCGGGCCGUCACCACGCAGAAAGUCACCGUCUCGCGUGUGAUGCCAUGGAGGCUCGAACAGCUCAACAAGGGAUUGAGAGGGAUGCAGAUCGGGGACUACAGACCCAGACAGACCCAAAUGACCCUCGGCGAAUCGCGCGGAAACCACUUCAAGAUCGUCCUCAGAGACGUCCAAAUGACUAACGAACACGACCUCAACCGCGCCAUGUCCUCCCUCCGCGACAACGGCUUCGUCAACUACUUUGGCAUGCAGCGCUUCGGCACGCGGUCGCUGCCCACUUACGCCGUCGGGAUCGCGUACCUCGGUGCGAAUUUCGAGAGGGGAGUGGAGAUGAUUAUGGAGCCUAAGGAAGGGGACCGCCCAGAUGUACUGGAAGCCCGCCGCCUGUGGCGAGAGGAAGGCAACGCGGCUGAGGCGUUGAAGAAGUUGCCGAAGCAUUUACUCGCUGAGCGGUCUAUAUUGCAAUACUUCAAGAGUACGAAGAAUGUCAAUAACUACCUUGGAGCUUUGGAGGCGAUUCCGCGCAACCUGCGCUUAAUGUACCUCCACUCCUACCAAAGCUUUGUCUGGAACAACAUGGCCACCGAGCGGCUAAAACUCUACGGCCCAACCCCCGUCGUCGGCGACCUCGUCGACAUCACCGGCUCCGACCUCGACAUCCCAGACGAGGACGACGUAAACCCAUCCGAUGACGACACCCCCGCUCCCAGAACCUCAAACAACAAACGCACGCGAACCCCCUCCCAAAAAUCAUCACAAAAAAUCCUCACCAUCCAGACCCCCGAACAAGCCGCCCAAUACACCUUCGCCGACGUCGUCCUCCCUUUACCAGGCUACGACGUAGAGUACCCCACCCACGCCCUCCGCUCCUCCUACACGACCUUCAUGGCCCAACACAACGUCGACCCCUUCUCCAUGCACCGGAAACACAAUACGGCCUCCCUCCCGGGUUCCUACCGCAAGAUCAUAUGCAAACCGCGUGAUGUAGCCUGGAAGUUGUUGAGGUACAUCGACCCGGAGUGUGAUCUCGCCAUAACGGAUUUGGAGAGGGUGCAGGGCAGGAAGGAGGUGGAGACGGUGGCGGGUGGGGGCAGGGUUGCGGUUGUGGUGGAGUUUACGUUGGGGGUGAGUCAGUAUGCGACGAUGGCGUUGAGGGAGUGCGCGAAGAUGGAGACCGCUAGUGGGUUUCAUGAGCGGACAUGGGUUGAUAGUCAGAAUAAGAAAGGCAAGGGAGGGAAGGAGGGGGCGAACGAGGAGGAGAAGGAGGCAGGGAAUGGGGAAGGAGGGGUUGCCCCUGAGGAACCUGCGGUGUAG